Sorex fumeus (smoky shrew) is the source of this 2151-nucleotide messenger RNA. It is a transcript of the gene P2RX5, whose product is annotated as purinergic receptor P2X 5. Gene Ontology annotation, molecular function: purinergic nucleotide receptor activity; extracellularly ATP-gated monoatomic cation channel activity. The transcript has 12 exons. The record is from RefSeq and is a predicted model, not a curated record. Gene Ontology annotation, cellular component: plasma membrane; nuclear inner membrane. Gene Ontology annotation, biological process: response to ATP; monoatomic cation transmembrane transport. Lineage: Eukaryota; Metazoa; Chordata; Mammalia; Eulipotyphla; Soricidae. Bases 55 to 1428 code for a protein of 457 amino acids.
GGUGCCCAUGCGGCACCACCCCUGCCGCGAGUGCGCGCCGGCCAGGGCAGCAGCAUGGGGCAGGGGGCCGCCAAGCAGACGAGGGCUCUGCUGGACUACACCACCGAGAAGUACGUGGUCACCAAGAACAGGAAGGUGGGCCUGAUCCACCGGCUCCUGCAGCUUGGCAUCCUGCUCUACAUGCUGGUUUGGGUCUUCCUGGUGAAGAAGGGCUACCAGGAAACGGACACCACCCUGCAGAGCAGCGUCAUCACCAAAGUCAAGGGCGUGGUGUUCACCAACACCUCAGAGCUGGGGGCCAGGCUCUGGGAUAUUGUGGACUUUGUCAUCCCACCUCAGGGAGAGAACAUGUUCUUCAUCACCACCAACCUCAUCGCGACCCCCAACCAGCGGCAACAAACCUGUGCUGAGAGUUCUAGCAUCGAGGAAGCUAAGUGCCACGAGGACAGUGACUGCCCUCCUGGGGAACCUGUGCUGACUGGCCACGGAGUGAGGACUGGCCGCUGCCUGCCCACAAAGAACGAGACUGGGGGCACGUGUGAGAUCUUCGGCUGGUGCCCACUGGAGUCGGAGUGUGCGCCAGAGAAGCCACUCCUGAGCAACGCUGAAAACUUCACUGUUUACAUAAAGAACUACAUUCAUUUCCCUAAAUUCAACUUCUCCAAGAGCAAUGUGUUAAACACCCAAGACACACGAUUCCUGAGGACCUGUCGCUUUAAUCCUGCUAACCCCUACUGUCCCAUCUUCCGACUGGGGUCUCUGGUCAGCUGGACGGGGAACGACUUCAAUGAGCUGGCAGUGAAGGGUGGUGUGAUAAGAAUUGAGAUUCAAUGGGACUGUGAUCUUGAUAAAGGGCCAUCUAAAUGCAAACCUCAGUAUUAUUUUAGCCGCCUGGAUAAGGUUACUUCAGAAAACACCAUCUCCAGUGGGUACAGCUUCAGGUAUGCCAGGUAUUACCGUGAUGAAGAUGGGGUGGAGUUCCGCACCAUGAUGAAAGCCUAUGGGAUCCGCUUUCACGUGAUUGUGAGUGGCAAGGCAGGGAAGUUCAGCAUUAUCCCCACAGUCAUAAACGUGGGCUCUGGACUGGCCAUCUUGGGUGCUGCAUCUUUCUUCUGUGACCUGAUACUCAUGUACUUAAUUAAAAGACGUCACUUCUAUCGCAACCAGAAGUACGAGAAAAUGAGGUUUCAAGAUAAAAAAUCCUUGAAGGGAAGGGAGGCCACGGUCAAGUCUGCAGAGCAGCCCAAGAUGCAGGACCGGCAUGGCGGCAAGAAGGAGCUACUAGAUCUGUCAAGCACAGGGCAGCAAGGCAGCGGUCCUGACCCGGAACCUCUCAGUCAGCCAACAACUCUGGAUGCCAGAGUGACGUGGCCACAAGACAAUCUGUCAAGGUUCCUAGAUCGUAAUGAAUCUUCCACUACGCUCUGAGGGGGGAGGGAUCCGGUGGUGAUCUACACCCCUACACUCCCGAUUUAAUCCUGAGUGACCACAAUGCAGUCGUCCUGCUGUGCUAUCCCAGCUUAAGACAGCAUAACUAGCAUCAUUUACUCAGUCUUACUCCUGGCACUGCUCCGAGUUCAGUGGCUGUAGAGCUCUGCAACUCCAAGUGAAGUCUGUGGACCAGCAGAACCUGCACUGCCUGGGAGCUUUAGUUAGACAGGCACACUCAGGUCCCUUCCAUGUUCCCCUAAAUUGGAACUGGUGUCUCAACAUUCCCUGGUGGCUCAUUGUGCAUGUUCAAGUUUGAAAAAUACUGGUUUGAGAUAUGCAAAGCCCUGCUUCAGAGGUUGACAAUUUCGAAGGCAAGCUGACAGACACAUGCCUUGAGGAGAGGACCCUUCCAUCCUCUCCACCUCAACCCUAGGAAAAUGGCAUUAUAUUCAAUGUAUUAAAAUGAAAAUAUUUUUGUUUAGGCAAUAUUUAAGAUUCAAAAUUUACAGGUUGGACAUUUGCCUUGUCUGCAGCUAACUUGGGUUCAAUUCCCAGUAUACCGUUAUGGUCCCCAGAGCCCGCCAGGAGUGAUCCCUGAGUGUAGACCAGGAGAAAGUCCUGAACAUUGUCUGACAUGGUCCUCAAACCAAUUGCACUGAAAAUAAUCUCACUAACCUUUUUCCUGAGGCUAUCUGUGCUACCAAUUCUAGAGGUUCCCUU